Molecule: messenger RNA, 582 nt
Organism: Fusarium musae
Lineage: Eukaryota; Fungi; Ascomycota; Sordariomycetes; Hypocreales; Nectriaceae
Exons: 2
Coding region: 1-582 (193 amino acids)
Molecular function (GO): acyltransferase activity, transferring groups other than amino-acyl groups
Source: RefSeq, a predicted model, not a curated record
AUGACAUCUCUCAGAGCAAAGUUCCAGUCACGAUCCUGGCAAAAGGAUCAAUUCACCAUCUCAACAGACCCCACCUUAUUCCCUAUCUCCCAGCUCACAGAUAUCUUCAAUUCAAAAGAGUUCUACUGGGCCAGCGCGCUAUCACCUGAAGCCUUUAAAGAGGCCCUUCACAACUCCCUGUCUUUCGGCAUAUACGACUCGGCUCAAUCUUCCGGACCAGAAUCACCAGGCAAACUGAUUGGCAUCGCUCGACUCGUGACCGACUUUGUCACCUUUGCGUAUCUCACAGAUGUGUGGGUCGAUCCAACAUACCAAGGGCAAGGCUUGGGGAGCUGGCUUGUUCGUUGUUUGCGAGAAGUGUUGGACGAGAUGCCGGAUCUGCGACGAGCGAUGCUGCUCACGGGAAAUUGGGAAAAGUUUGUACCGUUCUAUGAGAAGCUGCUGGGUAUGACCUUGGUUGAACCAAGAAGGGGUGAAGGACUUGCGGUUAUGGAAAGCAAGGGACAAGGACACCCGACGUAUGGAAAAGCAGGUUUAGGCCCUCCCCUGAAGAAGAUUUUCUACUCUUGGUACUGGCCUUAG